AUGGCCACCCUCUACCACCCCACCGCCUCGCAGCUCAACGCGCACGAGGGUGGCAUCUCCUGCGUCGCGUGGGGCCACGGCCUGGUCGUCACCGGCUCCGCCGACGAGGCCGUCCACUCCUAUGAAGUAAACGGAGCGAAAAUUGAGCGGCGGCACACUCUGACGGGCCACGAGCUCGGCGUUACCGCCGUUGCGGUCGCGGCGGACGUGGCCGUCGCCGCGUCGGCCGCGCUCGACUCGCGCAUCCGCGUUUGGAACCUCGACACGGGCAGCCUCAAUCUCGAGAUUGACUGCGGGCCUAUGUCGUACGGCGUCGCGCUAAGCCCGGACGGCGCGACCGUCGCCGCCGGCUCGAUGGGCGGCAUCAGCCUGUGGGACGCCGCCUCGGGCAGCAAGACCGCCUCGCUCUCGAUCGGCAGCGACCGCAUCGUUCUCUGCGCCGCUAUCUCUGCGGACGGAGCGCUGCUCGCCGCCGGCGCAGAGGACGGCGGCGUGCAUGACGCGUAUUCCGCUGCAUCCCGCGGCUCGUGGGUGCUCGGCGCCGCCUUCUCCGCCGACGGCUCGCACGUGGUCACCUGCUCCUCUGACCAGACCGUGCGCAACUGGGACCUGACGACGGGCGCCUCGGUGCAGACCCUUGCGGACAGCCACUCGGACCAGGCGUGGGGCGUCGCCUUCGACCCGAGCGGCGGCCGCUUCUGCUCAGUGGGCGACGACCGGGCGAUCCGCGUGUUUGAGGCGACCGUGGCGGGGGGCGAGUGA
Messenger RNA from Emiliania huxleyi CCMP1516, 762 nucleotides. RefSeq lists its product as hypothetical. Gene Ontology annotation, molecular function: protein binding. Gene Ontology annotation, cellular component: Cdc73/Paf1 complex. The transcript has 3 exons. NCBI's taxonomy places the organism in Eukaryota, Haptophyta, Isochrysidales, Noelaerhabdaceae. The coding region runs from base 1 to 762 and encodes 253 amino acids. The record is from RefSeq and is a predicted model, not a curated record.